AUGGAACUCAAUCGAGAACAUUUUCGCACCAUAAUUUAUUACAACUUUCAGAGACAAUUAUCGCAACAAGAAUGCCUUGCUGAGUUACUAUCUUCGACAAUUUCCCGUUGGUAUGGAGAAUUCAAAGGUGGACGGGUGAGUCUUAGCGAUGAUCCCAGGGUGGGUGCACCAAAAACGGCAGUCACCCAGGAGAACGUCGAUCCUGUGCGCAAACUCAUCAUUGAAGAUAGACAUGUGACAUAUCGCGAGAUUGAGGCGUCCUUGAAGAUCUCAAAGACCUCAAUUCAAAAAAUUUCACAUGAAGAAUUAGGAGUAAGAAAACUACAGAAAGCAGCCAGGGUUAGUUGGUGUCAAAAAACGCUUGACCGUUUCAAUUCCGGAAACUCAAAAAAUGUGUACAGCAUUGUUAGUGGUGAUGAAUCGUGGUUUUACUGUUAUGAACCAGAAAAUAAACGACAGUCGGCUGUUUGGUUGUUCCAAGGUGAAGAAAAGCCAACAAAAUUCAUCCUCAUCACCGAGCUUCGAAAAAUCAACCGCGAAAGAAGAAUCAUCCUCCACCAAAACAAUGCAAGCACGCACACAGCCCAAAAAACAAGGCAUCCCGAUUUAAGUCCUAAGGAUUUGUUUACUUUCCGGAAAAUUAAAAACAGACUGCGUGGUCAAAGGUUCCAGUCACCAGAAGAAGCAGUUGACGCAUUCAAAAAUGCGGUUUUGGAUCUGCCAGCAAACGAGUGCUUCGAAAAUUGGUUCGAGCGCAUGCAGAUACAUUAUUCGAAAAUUUUACAUUUUCUCUACUUACGCGGUAAACAAUGA
Molecule: messenger RNA, 813 nt
Organism: Acanthoscelides obtectus
Lineage: Eukaryota; Metazoa; Arthropoda; Insecta; Coleoptera; Chrysomelidae
Source: the annotation of a GenBank genome assembly